This is a messenger RNA of Eurytemora carolleeae, 1062 nucleotides long. RefSeq names its product carbonic anhydrase-related protein 10. The transcript is spliced from 13 exons. The record is from RefSeq and is a predicted model, not a curated record. The coding region runs from base 4 to 945 and encodes 313 amino acids. NCBI's taxonomy places the organism in Eukaryota, Metazoa, Arthropoda, Copepoda, Calanoida, Temoridae. Gene Ontology annotation, molecular function: carbonate dehydratase activity; zinc ion binding.
AAAAUGAAGGGAGUGAAUCCAAAACUGUUUAAUAUUUUGCUGCUAUACCUUCCUCUACAGUUCUCUGGCGUCUACUGUGUAAACUGGUUAGAAUGGUGGACUUAUGAUGGUAUUUCUGGUCCCAGCUUCUGGGGGCUCAUUAAUCCAGAGUGGGCUUUAUGCAACCAGGGUCAACGACAGAGCCCUGUGGAUAUUGAGCCUAAACUUGUACUGUAUGACCCUCAGCUCCCAGACCUAUAUAUCACACCAAGCAAAGUUCGGGGGAAAGUUGUGAAUACCGGACACACAGUUUCAUUUCUGGUUGAACCAGGAAACCGCCAUCUUGUAAAUGUCAGCGGAGCUUCUCUUUCAUACAAUUACCAGGUCUGGCAAAUAGAUUUACAUUGGGGGGAUGAAGGGCCUGGCAGUGAGCAUACUAUAGGAGGAAAACAGUUUGAUGGAGAACUGCAGAUCAUUGGAUAUAAUGGAGAACUGUACAGUAAGGAGAAGGAUGCGCUAUCCUCCCCUCAAGGAGUUGUUGGGAUUGCAGUUCUACUCAAGGAGGGGGAAAUAACAAACCUUGAAUUGGAAAAACUAAUUGACGGAGCAGGGAAAAUUAAAUAUGCAGGUGACGAGGAACCUCUUUCUGAUCUACAAUUGACAAAGCUUCUUCCCGCAACUACAGAAUUUGUUACAUAUGAGGGCAGUCUUACAAAACCAGGUUGUCAGGAAUCCGUUGUUUGGAUAAUUCCCAACAAACCAAUCUAUUUAACUAAACGUCAACGAGAGCAUCUCAAACUAUUAAUGCAGGGAACAAAAGAGGAUCAACGUGGGCCUCUGGCAGGAAACUUUAGACCUGAACAGGGACUAAAUGGUCGUCUUAUCAGGACAAAUAUUAAUCUAAAUAAGAGAAAGGAUGCAGAAUGCGAGAUGAAUCCAUUAUUUCAUUUUGAAGCGAACAAAUAGUUUUUAACUUUUUGGUUAGAAAAUUUUUAACAUUUCACAUUAUACACAAUUUGGUGAAAGCAUAUAAAAAGAUUGGAGAAAUAAAAGUAAAUAUUCUGUUCUUGAAAAAUCUUUUCA